Protopterus annectens (West African lungfish) is the source of this 2001-nucleotide messenger RNA. RefSeq names its product protoporphyrinogen oxidase (gene PPOX). Gene Ontology annotation, cellular component: mitochondrial inner membrane. Lineage: Eukaryota; Metazoa; Chordata; Ceratodontiformes; Protopteridae. Gene Ontology annotation, molecular function: protoporphyrinogen oxidase activity, oxygen as acceptor. Gene Ontology annotation, biological process: heme biosynthetic process. Bases 18 to 1454 code for a protein of 478 amino acids. The transcript is spliced from 12 exons. The record is from RefSeq and is a predicted model, not a curated record.
UUGGAAAGUGGCAGUGAAUGCAGAGGACAGUGGUUGUCAUCGGAGGUGGGAUUAGCGGCCUGACGGCCUGCUAUCACCUUUCCAAGAAUAGCAGUUUUUCCAAGGUAGUUUUGCUGGAGUCUAGUGGACGUUUAGGGGGCUGGAUCCGGUCAUCCCGAACAGAAGAUGGGGCAAUCUUUGAGCAUGGGCCACGGGCUCUACGUACUGCAGGAGCUCCAGGACGAAUCACAUUACAAAUGGUUUCCGAGCUAGGACUGGAAAAAGAAAUCUUGCCAGUCACUGGAGAGAACCCAGCAUCCAAAAAUCGUUAUCUUUAUGUGCAUGGCAAAAUUCACAAACUGCCUUCUGGACUUAGUGGUGUUGUGACGACAACCUCUCCUUUCACACGACCGCUUGUAUGGACAGCACUUCGUGAGCUUAUCGUGAGAAGUGGCAAGGACCAGGAUGAGACAAUGCAUGCUUUCUUUGAGCGACGCUUUGGAAAGGAGCUUGCUGACAUUGCCAUAGACAGCCUGUGCCGUGGAGUGUUCGCUGGGGACUGUCGGAAACUCAGCAUACGUUCCUGUUUUCCAAUGAUUUUUGAAGCAGAACGUCAGUCUGGAUCUGUAAUUGUGGGCAUGAUGCUUAGCAAAGAGAAAGAUCGCAGAUUUGACUCAAAUGAGUUAUUCCGUCGGUCAAAACGUGAACGCUGGAGCCAGUGGUCCUUGAGAGAAGGACUACAGAUGAUUCCAGAAGCAAUGGAAGAUGCUUUGAAAACCAGAGGAGUAGAAAUUCAUGUACAUACACCAGUGGAAAGGCUGGGAAGAACAACAGACUGUUGGGAGGUUAGAACAAGUGAUGGCACCAUAAAAGCUGACCACAUCUUCUCUGCAGCACCAGCUAAAGCUCUGAGUUCACUGUUACGUCCUUCUGCGAAACCCCUUGCUGAACAGCUCAACCAGCUCCAUUAUGUGACCGUAGCAGUGGUAAACCUGGAAUAUGAAGGGUCUGUUAUAGCAUCACCGGGAUUUGGACAUUUAGUUCCCUCAUUUGAGGAGCGAAGCAUUCUAGGCAUUGUCUACGAUUCUGUUGCUUUUCCAGAACAUGAUAGAAAUGGGGCUCCUUCUACUAGGCUGACGGUCAUGCUCGGAGGUGAUUGGUUUGCCAAGGACAUUGGGGAUCCUGAAAAAGUCAGCCACGAGCAGUUGCUUCAGAUUGCAGCUGGAGCAGUUCGAAGACACUUAGGUGUUCAAGCUGAGCCAAUACGUCACUUUGUGCAUGUACAAAAGGACUGCAUCCCCCAGUAUACACUUGGACACUGGAAGCGUCUUGAACACAUCUCUGGUUACCUUCGCUACCACCGCCUACCUCUGGGUCUUAUUGGAGCAUCUUACCAAGGUGUCUCUGUGAACGACUGUAUUUAUAGAGCAAGGAUAGCUGUAGAGAAGCUGUCACGUGGCAUCACAAGUUUCUGAGGCUUCUCUCCAUUAAGGAAGGGUGGAGAGAAUGAAGAAAAUUUUAGCUCUGGAUAGUGGAGCAAGAAAACUGAAUGUGCCCUGAAUAGAAUAUCUGGAUGCUUUUCCAUGCAAUACUAAUGAAAUCCUGCAGAAGUUACCCUUUGUUGCCUAAAGGAGGAGUAGUACUUUUUAACUAGUUGUAAAGAAACGUGAAAAAAAUGACAAGGCGGGGAAGUUUACAUGAGUGUGACAGUGUAUUUUUUUUUUUUUUUUGUAAUUUACUACUGCUAUUUUUGUGUUCAGCACCUCUAAGAUGUUGCAUUGACUUGUGCACUCUCAUGCUGUCCCAUUUAGAAAAGAUGACAUUCAUUCUUUUUUAGUCUGUAUGUAUGUAAUAGAUGGAUUGAUUUCCAGACACCAUUCUUUCAUUUGCUAAUUUUUUUCCCCAUUUUGUUUAAACAGACCAUCUAUCCAGUGAUUUGGUUACAUUUUCAUCUCAAUACAGUCUACAGUAAUAACACUGGGCAGCACAUGCAUUUAAACUAAGUAAAUAAGCUUGAUCUUA